Molecule: messenger RNA, 198 nt
Organism: Dentiscutata erythropus
Lineage: Eukaryota; Fungi; Glomeromycota; Glomeromycetes; Diversisporales; Gigasporaceae
Source: the annotation of a GenBank genome assembly
GUAUUCAUCAGCUUUGCCAAUUAUGAAGGAAUGUAUGCAAAAAUUAUUUUAUAAUCAUAAGCAUCCUUCAGAUGGAUUUGUAGAAAAAGCAUUAAAAAAUGCUAUUAGAAUAGGAGUGCCUGAUAAAUUCUUGAAGUUAGUGUUUAAAUGUUUACCAUUGACUGCACUUAGAGAUAAUUUCAUUAUUAUUUUUAACAA